This is a messenger RNA of Centruroides sculpturatus (bark scorpion), 1720 nucleotides long. It is a transcript of the gene sqd, whose product is annotated as heterogeneous nuclear ribonucleoprotein D-like. Lineage: Eukaryota; Metazoa; Arthropoda; Arachnida; Scorpiones; Buthidae. Gene Ontology annotation, cellular component: nucleoplasm. Gene Ontology annotation, molecular function: RNA binding. The record is from RefSeq and is a predicted model, not a curated record. The transcript has 6 exons. Gene Ontology annotation, biological process: regulation of gene expression. Bases 84 to 1241 code for a protein of 385 amino acids.
AUGUCGUCAUCAGUAGCCGCUAACCUUUCGCCAUAGACGUUCUAACGUGAGUUGUGCUUACAAUCUAAAAUUUAGCCGAAAAAAUGACGGAAGAACAGCAACAGUAUGUAGACGGUGGUUACACUGAACAACCUCAACAGCAGCAACAGCAGCAGCAAAACCAACAGCAACAGCAGAACCAGCAAAAUCAACAGCAACAACAAAACCAACAAAAUCAACAGCAGUACGAGGAAUUUAACGAAGGAAAUUAUAACCAAGAACAGUUUCAACAAGAUGGAGAAAUGACAGAAGGAAUGGAAGGAGUGGAUUCUAACCAACAUGGCGGAAACGAAAUGCAAACCUCGGAAACUACAAAUGGUCAAACAACUAAAAGUAGUGAUGAUGAAAGAAAACUGUUUGUUGGAGGAAUCAGCUGGGAUACCGAAUCGAAGGAUCUUAAGGAAUAUUUUGGUAAAUUUGGUGAAGUAACUGAUGUUAAUAUUAAAACUGAUCCUAAUACUGGAAAAUGUAGAGGAUUUGGAUUUAUAACCUUCAGUACACAAGAUGCUGUUGAAGCUGUACUUAAAGAUGGACCACAUACUGUCAAAGGCAAACAAGUUGAUCCUAAAAGAGCCAAGGCAAGGCCUGGUAUUAAAAAAAUAUUUGUAGGAGGAUUAGAAGCUGACAUUCCAGAAGCAGAUAUCAGGUCUUAUUUUGAAAAAUUUGGGAAGAUUGAAACAAUUGAAUUGCCAUUUGACAAAGUGAAAAAUCAGAGACGUCAGUUCUGUUUUAUAACAUUCGAAUCAGAAGAUGCUGUUGAAGAAGUAUGCAAGCAGGCAAAGCAGAAGAUUGGAAAUAAGGAAUGUGACAUCAAAAAGGCCACGCCAAAGCCUGAUCCGAGAUCUAUGAGGGGUGGGUUUGAAUUUUAUGUAAACAGCUCGUCACGUAAAGACGGAAGUGACAGAUACAGUGGCUAUGGACAGAGCCAAGGAGGAUGGGGAACACAAGGAUACAGUGGUUACAACCAAGGUUAUGGAGGGUACAACCAAGGCUACGGUUAUGGUAACUACAGUGGCUACGACUACAGCGGUUAUGGAGCCGGAUACGGUGCCGGCUACGGAUACGACUACAGCGGCUGGAACUAUGGCCAAAGUGGGUACGGAAGCGGCGGCUACAGUCAACAACAGAGCAAUUACGGGAAAACCAGAAGAGGAGGCACCGCUGCCAGUGCAGCAGCCGGAUAUCAUCCAUAUAAUCGUUAAGUCAUUGUGGUUCUCGCAGUGCGUGUGUGUAAAUGUGAAAGUCCACAUUUAUCAUAAACAUUUCUGUAUCAUCAUCUCAAAUUCAAUUUCAUGUAUAUAGUAUUUGAAAUGUCAAAAAACUUUUUAUUUCUAUGUUGUGACUUUCUUUUAUUCAUGUUUUUCUGAAGAGAAGUCUGGAACAAUGUUUAUAUAACAGAUAACAUUCUACAUAACCAGAUAAAUGAGGAGAUAAAAAAAAUUGUGACGAAACACCAUUGUAACGUAUACUCUACACUAUUCAGCUUAAAAAAAUAUAUUGUGAGAUUGGUUUUGUGGUCCGUGGCAUCAUGGUUUGUACUGUCGAUUGUUUGGAUGGUUUUUGAAUAACCUCCAAAUCAUUUAAAAAUCAUUACUACUGAUAAAUGUUACUUUCACUGCAUAUUUUAAAUUGAUGUAGGGUUUAUUAACUUGUCCAAAAUUAAAAAUGUUGAUCUAGGUUU